This is a messenger RNA of Boeremia exigua, 1860 nucleotides long. RefSeq lists its product as uncharacterized. Lineage: Eukaryota; Fungi; Ascomycota; Dothideomycetes; Pleosporales; Didymellaceae. The transcript has 2 exons. The record is from RefSeq and is a predicted model, not a curated record. Bases 99 to 1694 code for a protein of 531 amino acids. Gene Ontology annotation, molecular function: FAD binding.
UUCUGAAUAAGAAGCUGUAAUCUCCCGUCCACUCGGCCCUUCAUCCGUUCUCCAAGCUGCAAGCAGUACACUCGCGGCACACGUACUCUUGUCACAAGAUGAAACUCCAGGCGACAAUAUCGUUGUUGGCUUGCGCCACCAGCACCCUGGCCCAGGAUUUCCUCGAAGCUUCGGACUUCAAUGUCACCGAGGCUUUGAUUGCGAAUGGUGUCGAUGUUGAAGCUCUGCCUGAGUUGGCCAAUUUGACAGAGAAGCGUUCGCUGUUCAGCCCAUGCGCAGUAGCGUGCAACUCACUACGACUCGUUUUUGGAGACAAAGUUCUAUCGAGUGGAUCGGCCGCCUAUGAUGCCUUCACAAACGGCUACUGGUCAACGCAAACUGCAUCAGUGGAUCCCUUCUGCGUGUUCAAGCCGACAAAAGCCCUCGAUGUCUCCACUGUCGUUCUACUGUCUCGCCUGACGCAAUGCCCUUUCGCAGUCAAGGGUGGUGGACACACCGGCUUCCCUGGAGCAUCCAGUAUUCAGGAUGGAAUCACGGUCUCCUUAGAAAGCAUGAACGAGAUUACACUGUCUAGAGACAAGAAGACUGCUGUCAUCGGGCCUGGAAACCGCUGGGGAGCUAUCUACGCUAAGCUCUCGAAAGAGUCGCUGACUGUCAUUGGUGGCCGCGCUUCUGACGUGGGCCUUGGACUCGUCCUUGGAGGUGGCGUUUCGCAUCUGUCGAACAUAUAUGGCCUUGCAUGCGACAACGUUGCCUCGUUCGAGAUUGUCACAGCCUCAGGCGUGAUUCUGACCGUCACCCAAACUCAGUUUCCUGAUUUGUACUGGGCUCUGCGCGGUGGAGGCAACAACUUUGGCGUGGUCACCAAGUUCACCCUGGAGACCAAGCCCCAGGGCUUGAUCUGGGGUGGCACUCGUAUCCACCUCCAGCCUGACUACCCGAAGUUGAUCGACGCCUUUGCAACAAUGGCCGAGAGCGCGGCUGUGGAUCCCAAGGCUGUGCAGAUUCUGUCUUUUGCAGUCACUGCCGGCUCCCCCGCGGCUCAGAUCCAGCUCGAGUACCUUGAGCCGGUCAACGAAGCGAACCCCCCCGAGAUUCUCAAGGGAUACCUGUCCAUUCCGCCCAUUGUUGCCAGCACCAUCAACCGGACGCUGGAAUCCGACGCUGACAUGCUCAACGACCAGAUGCCCGCCGGCCACCGCUACUCUUUCUGGGCCGGCACAUUCAAGCUUGACCGCGACUUCAUGGCCUGGAUGCAAGCCCUGCACCAGAAGAACGUCGGCUCACUCCCCGACCAAGGCUCCCUGACAUUCCAGGCCUUCACCGUCCCCACGCUUUCUCAAGCAGCCAAGAAGGGCGGAAACGCGCUUGGCCUGAACCCUGCGGAUGGGCCAUUAUUCCACUGCCUUCUGUACAUGGUCUGGGACGACGCGAGCAAGGACACCACGCUCAACAAGGCCGCGUCCGAGUUCAUGGCUGCUGCGAAGGCUGAGGCGAAGACAAGGGGCCUGUACAACAGGUACAUCUACAUGAACUACGCAGGGCCGUACCAGAACGUCGUGCCGAGCUACGGCGAGGCGAACCUGGCGAAGCUCAAGUCGAUUGCGAAGAAGUACGACCCGCAUGCUGUUUUCCAGAAGCUGCAGCCUGGUGGCUACAAGCUCGAGGGUGCGCCGUACGGGGAGACGGUGUAAGGAAGCAGGGAAUGGUACAAUUAUCACAAUGAAUUCUGUCCAUGGAUCAUGAAGCUGUCUCUUUGCCCACACACAAUAUAGAAGAAGUGACUUAGCUGCCAUAUUAUCGUCGCUUAUGUGCAUAUCGAAUAUAGAAGGGAGAGACGCAGAUGCGACAAAUCUAAAU